Brassica oleracea var. oleracea is the source of this 558-nucleotide messenger RNA. RefSeq lists its product as uncharacterized. The transcript has a single exon. The record is from RefSeq and is a predicted model, not a curated record. Lineage: Eukaryota; Viridiplantae; Streptophyta; Magnoliopsida; Brassicales; Brassicaceae. Bases 1 to 558 code for a protein of 185 amino acids.
AUGUGCAAGGGAUUCGGCUCAACCCUGAUCGGACCCGCCUUGCAAUGGUACAACAACCUACCCUUCAGGUUCAUAUCCUCGUUCGCUAUCCUCAGUGACAACUUCGUGGAGCAAUUCGCCAGCAGCAGACACCUGGAGAGAAUCUCUGACGGUCUAUACGAAAUCCUCCAGCAUAGGGCUGAACCUCUGCGAGGCUACAUAGCCAGCUUCAAUCAAGAGAAGGUGGCCAUUCCUAGAUAUAAUAUCCCCACUGCAAUCUCUGCCUUCAAGAGAGGCUUGCUCCCCGACGGGGACCUCUAUAAGGAGCUGACCAAAUACCACUGCAAGGCCAUGGAAAACGUGUUAUCCCGAGCCUGGGCACAUGUAAAAUGGGAGGAAGAUGUCGCCAGUCUCACUAAGGCGCAGCUAAAGCGAGACCCCAAGGGGGUCAGAUCGGACCGAACAGAGCGAGAGGAGAGACCCUCUCCAAGACCAACCAUGAAUUCUGGGAACAGAAGCCGGGGCAUAUACCAAAACCGGCCGAUUGAGAAAGGAGAAAGGAUGGCAGCGUCCACGUAG